GUUGUAUUAGCAGUAAGGUUCUGCACGAUACGUACGUCUUUUUGAAGGGGGCAUCACAAGGUAACACUGCAGGACAGGAUGGUCUAUCAUGAGUCGACGUUCAUCUGUCUGCUCUUGAAAUGGUUGCUGUUGCAGUCUAUACAGAAAGUGCUGGGUUUCUGCUAGUUUCACUUGUUGCGCAUGUGUUAUUUUUAGCUGCAACAUGGUUGCUUGGCUUCUUCCAAUGCACUUAGUUUAAUGUCGGUGCUUCACCUGCUGUAAUGUUGGCUGCUGUUAGUUAAUAGGGUUCGUGUAUAUAUCCAGAUACUGUUGCAAAAGGGAACAAUAAUUAUUACGUCUGUUGCGUAGUCUCUUUUUCUUGUAAUUGAAGGCAAUAACUUGUUUUUUUCAAAAUUCUUGACAUUUACUGUGAAUCAAUUACAUAGUUUUCAUUCUUUUUUAUUUUAUUUUUUUUAUCAGUCUGUAACUUUUUAGGAACUUGACUCAGUGCUGCACACAUUUUUGGAAUAUUUUAAUGGAAAAAAAAAUAAAGAAAUGAUUAGCUCAAAGAAUAAAAUCAAUUAUGGUGUGAGUUGUUAUAAUUGCCACCAUAUGUUGAAACUGACAUAAUACAGUUUUCUAUUUGACUAGGCAGUUUUUUGGAUAGCUUAAAUAAAGAAAGUAAUUGCAGUGUACAUUGACUAGCGUGGGCGAAUAAAACUUACUGGACAGUAACUCGUUUGCUUAUAAUCAAUAAUAUAAUUAUUAUAAGUUGGGCGGUCGAUUUGCGGGUAUAAACGGCGAUUGCGUGGCUGGCGGUUCUGAGUCGAUCAGUGCACUCAGGUGUGUCUACGCCUGUGUUUUGGGGCUUUAUUCUUUGAGAAACUCUCCUUUGACUGUCGUGACGCAGAUAGGCACUCAAAGCCUUGAUGUUUGAGAGCAAAGCUGGAGACUCGAAUAUGAACUCGUGGGUACAAGUUCACAUCAUGACCGAGUUUGAGGAGUGCAAGUGGGGACAGAAAGCGGCGCUUCUUCACAUAUUCUACUACAUACUGCUGAUCUGGACCAAAGAAAUGGGUGCUUUAGUAGAUUUCUCAGGUUACUUGUCCAGAAUAUUGCAGAAUCACUCUGCCCAUGCCUGCGAGGGUGAACAGUUGCAUCUGCAGUGUCCAAGACAUUCAACCGUCAGUGUACUGUCAGCAUUUUAUGGGCGCAAUGAACCUAGUUCCCACAUGUGUCCAAACAAUUCAAGACCUGCUGAAAGAGAGGAGAAUCAAAAUUGCUCAUCAUUUACUGCAUUGCAGAAAGUGCUGGCUGAAUGCCAGGCUCGCCGUGCCUGCCAGCUUCCUGUCAAUAACCAUGUUUUUGGGCUUGACCCUUGUCCAGGCGUAACUAAAUACCUUCUUGUCUCAUAUAAAUGCAAACCAACUGAACACAAAACCAAAGUAGGAUGUGAAGGGGGACAGUUGGAAUUGCAGUGUAAGGAUCCUAAAGUCAUUAACAUCUACUCGGCAGUCUAUGGUAGAUGGCAGGAUGAGAAUGAGGUCUGCUCCUUGGGUGGCAAAUUACCGCAGUUUGAAUGUCUAUUCCAUGGAGCUGUGGAGUUUGUAUCAAAGAUGUGCUAUGCCAAACAGAGAUGUAAUAUAAUGGUCAACAACCACCAUUUCAAAGACCCAUGCUUACCUGGAGUUAGAAAGUACCUCAGAAUAAUCUACAAGUGUGUUCCAGAGACUUUACUCAAAGAAGUAGAUCCAAGUUUGUCAAAGCUGAUCCCUUCUCUGAAACAAAAUCAUGAGAAUGGGAUAAUUUUGCAACCCAAAGGGUCAAGACUUCCAGACAAUAACAGUAUUCUUGUCAGCAACUCUCUGGCUGUGUAUGCCUAUAUUAAAGAUCACCCAGAAAGGACCGCCCUUCUGUUUGUUUCUAGUGUCUGUAUGGGCCUGUUCGUCACCUUGUGUGCUCUGGUGCUCCGAGUGUCCUGCAGGAAGGAGCUCCAGACUCAGUGUCGCGGGAGAUUACUGCACAGCAGAGACUCUAAAUGCGAAGAAGAUACUAACGACACAAACGAGGAUGGCUCAUCAGAUUCCUGCGAUAUGAAUGGCAUUUACAAAACUGCAGCCAUCGAUCUGGACCCAGCAGAGGAAGCCGAACUGGCAGAAAGAAUAGAAAGACGGGAACAAAUAAUCCAAGAGAUCUGGAUGAACAGCUGCUUAGAUGGGACAAUAAUCAGAAGUAUAAACCAGUAUUAUUGAACACUGGGACUGUAAAAACUUUCGUUCUGUGUUCAAAUUUAUUAUUAUUAUUAUUAUUUAUUAUUAUUAUUAUUAUUAUUAUUAUUAUAAUAUAUUUAUAAUAACCCUUUAGAUCCCGGGUACUUUUUGACUACCUUGCAGACUCUUCAGAAUUUUUGCAGGAUUGUCUAUGGUAUUUUGAAAUUAGCAUAAAACAUUCUAUUUAUUUUAUUUAUUUGUAGAAUGAUAAACUGUUCUUUCAAGAAAAAUAUAGACUGGUGUAAAAAAAAAAAAAAAAAAAAAAAAAAAAAACCCUCACUGUUUUGAUAAACUGUCCUUCUGUAACUCCCAAAAUAGAUUGCAUCAAAACAUGAAAUGUCUGUAAUAUCCUUUUCCAGGUUAUAGUGUACAGUAGGUCUCUCCAUCUGCAGUCCUUAUGAUGGCAUAUAGAGACCCCAGUGGGUUAAUAUGCCGUACUCCUUCUGUGACGCUCAGAUCAGAAGUAUACUGGCUCCUAGUGGACAGAGGUCAACCUAACAAAUAGGCAGAAAUGCUUGAGAGUUCCAGAAGACAAUAGCAUUGGGUCGAUUUGUGGUGCACUGCACGCAGACCUACGAGGAAAAGUGAAGCUUCAAACCUGACCCUAGCCAAUACCAUUGUUUUUCACCUUUUAUGAGGACUGAAUUCACAAAACAAAUUACCACUAAUGACCGUCAUUGGUCAGUGGUCUUCACUGCCUGGGUGCCACUGCAAGUAACUGCUCUAAAGGUGCAUGGCCUCCUUAACCAAGGACUGAACCCCAGCCUCCAGGUCCAAAGUCCUGCUCCAUGCCAAAAAAGCAAGGCACCAUUUACAUAAAGGUUUUUAUGAGAUCUACAUUCUAAACCCUAGAAUAUUUCCAGCAGUGUUUUGUAUUCUGAGCUUGCAAACAACAUUCACAGCAAGAAUGUGCCUAUUUAUUCACAAAGGGAGAUGGCAAGAAGGCUUCAACAUGCUCAAAGAGGGAAGAAGCUUGCUGUAGCUGGAAGUAUUGAUCGAGGAAACCCAAAAAAAAAAAAAAAAAAAAAUGCUACCUCAGCUAGACCUCAGUUGAGAUGGGAAUGAGAGUGACAUCCACAGUGGAUGAAAUCACAUACCAUGUGAAUAAACAUAACCUUGUUUUUGACACUGCAGCUUUAAAAUUACAUUUCUGUCUUGUAUGUUGAUAACUGUUCAAUGACUCUAAUGAGGUUGACAGUGUAUUCUUGGUCACUCUUUGCUGUGUAAGACCUGUGAGCAAAACAAAAAGUGCUAGAGUAAGGCCACCAAACACUUAUACAUAAGUCAAAUCAAAGUAGAAAGCAGACAACUUAUUUAAUCUGUUUAUAACCUGUUGCAGUUCAAACAUUUAGAAUGCUUUGUCGUUGACACUGAGUACAUGACCAAUGCUCUUGCUGUUAUGUUUAAGUGUCAUUGUCUCUUGUUAUGCUACAUAAAAAAUAUAUAUAUAAA
Messenger RNA from Polyodon spathula (Mississippi paddlefish), 3701 nucleotides. Its product is annotated as protein eva-1 homolog C-like. NCBI's taxonomy places the organism in Eukaryota, Metazoa, Chordata, Actinopteri, Acipenseriformes, Polyodontidae. Bases 909 to 2231 code for a protein of 440 amino acids. Gene Ontology annotation, molecular function: carbohydrate binding. The record is from RefSeq and is a predicted model, not a curated record. The transcript is spliced from 8 exons.